Molecule: messenger RNA, 1257 nt
Organism: Protobothrops mucrosquamatus (brown spotted pit viper)
Lineage: Eukaryota; Metazoa; Chordata; Lepidosauria; Squamata; Viperidae
Gene: TMEM183A
Product: transmembrane protein 183A
Exons: 8
Coding region: 93-1187 (364 amino acids)
Biological process (GO): regulation of protein stability
Cellular component (GO): SCF ubiquitin ligase complex
Molecular function (GO): protein binding
Source: RefSeq, a predicted model, not a curated record
UCGGCAGGUCACGAUGCCGGCAGGGACGGGAUGGCUGAGGAGCUGCGCGAAGCCCACCGGGUAGGCUCAGCCCCUCGGCCAUCUCUAACGAAAUGGCACCCCGAGAUCGACCGGUAGUGGCACCUCCGUCCGCCAUGCGCAAACGCGGGGCUCGAAAGCGCCUCAAGUUCCGGGCCGAAGACGUCUGCUUAGAGCGGAUGACCGUGGCCGACUAUGCAAACUCGGAUCCUGCUAUAGUGAAAUCGGGACGCGUGAAAAAGGCUGUGGCCAACGCGGUGCAACAGGAAGUGAAAUCUCUGUGUGGCUUGGAAGCAUCUUUUGUACCAACUGAUGAAAUACUAUCUGUGGCAGAGUCCUGUGAGAGUGGCGAUGAAAUGGAUUCUAAUGAAUAUUUCACGACUGAUAGAAAAAAGAAAAGCAAAAGGCAUAAAGAAAGCUCCGAGUGUAUGGUAGGCAAAGAAUAUCCAAUUGACAUAUGGUUGAUGUUGGCAUCCUAUAUACGCCCAGAAGACACGGUGAAUUUUUCACUAAUUUGCAAAAGGGCCUGGACUGUCACUUGUACAGCUGUAUUCUGGACCAGACUUUAUAGAAGGCAUUACAAUAGGAGUGCAUCCCUCCCAAUCCGUUUACAGCCAGAAUCGAUGGAAAAGAUGUAUUGCCUUCGUGCUUGUGUAAUUCGUUCCUUAUACCACAUGUAUAGACCUUUUGUUUCCCAGAUAGCCAGAAACCCAACUUUCCCAGAGACUACUCCAAGCAGUCUAAAAAAUUCAAAAUGCCUGUUCUUCUGGUCUAAAAGGAUUAACAAACAGUCUUCUCUGUGGGAAUUCAGCUUCAAAUUCCAAAGGCAGUCUCCCAAGUUCAAGAAUAAAAGUUUGAAACCACUUCAACCACCUAUCCGGUAUACAGAUGUUCACAUGAAUCCUGACAAAGACUGCUGUCUGUUGCAGAUAACUACUCUCGACUUUAUAUAUAUUCCUAUAGUAAUGGGCAUGACAGUUACUUUGUUCACAAUAAAUGUGAGCACUGAUAUGCGGCACCACAGAGUGAAAUUAUUAUUCCAUGAUUCUCCGGUAUGGAGUAGCAAGAAAUCCAGAUUUGACCAUGGGAUGCAGGUUGUAAUGGACCCUGUGCAUAGCGUGCAUCUGUUUGAUUGGUGGCAUCCACAGUUUCCUUCUUCAUACAUCUGAAGAUUCCCAAGUUUACAUCAUAAAUUGUAUUUCGUGCAUUUUCCAUAAACAACAAAAUUUGAUAAGCCAA